AGUUCACCACUAAGAGCUGUCACCAACUACAAGUUACAGCCCUCUCUCUCACAUUACAAAUACGUCUUAUCCCUCAUAUUCUUGUCACACACACCCAAACCAAAACUUCUUUAACACAUACAUCUCUCUUGCUAAACCUACCUUUUGUAAAAUCAUCAAAAUCUUUUUUUCUCUUUCUGAUUCAAUCUUUUCUUUCUUCUAUUAUAAAGAAAGAGUCAAUUACAUAGAAAAAUGUGUGGUGGUGCAAUUCUUGCUGAUCUCAUUCCCCGCCGUGAUCGCUGCGCGUCAUCCACUGACUUAUGGCCAAAUUCUGCAGAUUUUUGGCCAAGUUCUUCAUUUGCUAAGCCAAUUAUGUCCAAUCAAAAUGUUACCGCCACUCCAAAACGAGCUCAACCCCCUACAGGUAAUGAGCAGAUCCAGAAGACCAAGAAGAAGCAAAGGAAGAAUCUUUAUAGGGGAAUCCGACAGCGUCCAUGGGGUAAAUGGGCUGCUGAAAUUCGUGACCCAAGAAAAGGUGUAAGGGUCUGGUUAGGUACUUUUAACACUGCAGAAGAAGCUGCAAGAGCCUAUGAUAAAGAAGCUCGUAAAAUCAGAGGGGAAAACCGUUACAGUACUGCUUACGAAUCCUAUGAUACUUCUUAUAAUCAUGAGUCAAAUAACUGCGAUGGCAGCUUCUGCUCGCUCGAAAAUCAAAACACUGAACCUGUUUUGGAAUAUCCAUUAGCUUAUAAAAAUUCAUCUGGGUCUGUUUAUAAUGGAAGCGAGGGGCAAAAAGCAGAGAACGAAGUGGAGAAACUGACUGAGGAGCUGAUGGCUUAUGAGUCAUUGAUGAAGUUCUAUGAAAUACCAUAUGUUGACGGCCAAUCAGUGGCGGCGACAGUGAAUCCAGCGGGGGAGGCCGUCGUGGGCGGUGGCUCGAUGGAUUUAUGGACUUUCGAUGACGUCAGUCCAACAUUGCCCAUAACUCAAUUGUAACUAAUGCUACUAUUAAUUAAUGUUGUUUUUAAAUUGUUGCAUAUUUUUGAUUUUUCGGUUUAGGAGAAUUGACUUUUUGUAAUCUUGCUCGAUCGUGUAAAACUGUAUUUCUAGUAUGGAGUAGUCCGUUUUGUUUUCUGAUUAUAAUAUUUUUGUCCAAAGCUGGAUUUUUGGCUUCUUUCAUGUAUUUGGUAGG
Messenger RNA from Nicotiana tabacum (common tobacco), 1171 nucleotides. The record is from RefSeq and is a predicted model, not a curated record. NCBI's taxonomy places the organism in Eukaryota, Viridiplantae, Streptophyta, Magnoliopsida, Solanales, Solanaceae.